Brassica oleracea var. oleracea is the source of this 1022-nucleotide messenger RNA. Its product is annotated as ER lumen protein-retaining receptor A-like. The transcript has 6 exons. Bases 178 to 825 code for a protein of 215 amino acids. The record is from RefSeq and is a predicted model, not a curated record. NCBI's taxonomy places the organism in Eukaryota, Viridiplantae, Streptophyta, Magnoliopsida, Brassicales, Brassicaceae. Gene Ontology annotation, biological process: protein retention in ER lumen; endoplasmic reticulum to Golgi vesicle-mediated transport. Gene Ontology annotation, molecular function: ER lumen protein retrieval receptor activity. Gene Ontology annotation, cellular component: endoplasmic reticulum; membrane; cis-Golgi network.
UCGAAUCGAGAAGGACCUGUUUUGGAGGUUUAGUAAGUGAGCGCAGACGUUAAGGAUUGCCACGUCAUCAGAAAAACCUGAAACGUGCAACCUCUCUCUUUCUCGCUCUGGGUUUCUGGAUUCCCGGAAAAUACUGUUAUCGUCGUCGAGUCCGUCUCCUUCGUCUUCUGGUCAACGAUGAAUAUCUUUAGAUUCGCCGGCGAUAUGACUCACUUGAUGAGUAUCUUAAUCCUUCUCCUCAAAAUCUACGCGACGAAAUCCUGCGCCGGAAUCUCUCUGAAGACGCAGGAGCUAUAUGCGCUUGUGUUCUUGACUCGGUACUUGGAUCUGUUCACGGAUUACGUGUCUCUCUACAACAGCGUGAUGAAGGUUGUCUUCAUUGCUAGCUCGCUGGCUAUCGUUUGGUGUAUGCGUAGGCAUCCACUUGUCCGGAAGUCGUACGAUAAGGACCUUGAUACAUUUCGUCAUCAGUACGUUGUGUUAGCAUGUUUUGUGUUGGCGCUUCUCCUGCAUGAGAUAUUCACAUUCCAAGAGGUGUUCUGGGCCUUUUCAAUAUACUUGGAGGCAGUUGCUAUCCUUCCCCAGUUGGUUAUGCUACAGAGAAGUGGGAAUGUGGACAAUUUGACUGGACAAUAUGUUCUCUUUCUUGGGGCGUAUCGUGGAUUAUAUAUCAUCAACUGGAUCUAUCGAUAUUUCACAGAAGAUCAUUUCACUAGAUGGAUCGCUUGUGUGUCCGGUCUUGUCCAAACUGCUCUCUAUGCGGAUUUCUUCUACUACUACUACUUGAGCUGGAAAACCAAUACUAAACUGAAGCUUCCGGCUUGAGCAGAACCGGACAAAUUUUGUAAGAGUGUCAAAGUUCAGGAAAUUACAUAGACAGUGACACUUGAAAAAACGAAAAUAGACAGGGUUGGUAUUUGGUUUCUCCCUAUUGUUAGUUGUUACAAUCUAACAGGGAGAAUGAUGCAGCAUUGUUGUUUAAGAAGUGCUUUACCUUCUUAAUGGACAUUGUUAACUUUUCA